CCUUAGCAGCAGCUGCGUUGGUGGUGUUGGGAGUGAGCGGACCUGGGAGCAGAGCGGGUGGAAGAGGAGGAACCUGGAGCUCGAUUCUAUCACCAUGGCACAGGUAGAGAAACGAGGGGGUUUGCUCCGGAAAUCUUCAGCCUCCAAAAAGCCACUGAAGGAAAAAGUGGUGCUGAUGUAUGAUGAGAUCUUCAUGACAGAAGACCCCAGUAAAUGCAGUCCUCGGUUUUGGGAGGAACUCUUCCUCAUGAAGGUGAAUUUGGAAUACUUAGAGGGCAAGUUGGAAUCUCUCGAUGGUGAGGAGUUAAUGAAGAUCAAGGACAAUAUUAAUUGCUUAUUUCAACACUGCAUCCAGGCUCUGGGAGAGGAGCAUCCAAUUCGAGUUGUCAAUGCAUUGCAGACCUUGUGUGCACUCAUUCGAGGAGUCCAUCAGAAGAAUAAGUCUACCUCUGGGUUUGACAUUAUCAACAUGCUGAUGGGUUUUGAUAAAGCAGAACUGUGUAUGAAGAACUUGAUGGAGAGUUUGGAUUCACUGCUUUGUGCAGAAGGUUCUGAAAGUCUGAAGAGUUUAUGUCUGAAACUUCUCCUUUGCUUAGUGACUGUGACAGAUAACAUCAGUCAGAACACAAUCCUGGAGUAUGUAAUGAUCAACAGCAUAUUUGAAGCAAUUUUACAGAUACUCUCACACCCACCAAGUCGUAGGGAGCAUGGGUAUGAUGCUGUUGUAUUAUUAGCUUUGCUGGUAAACUACAGAAAGUAUGAGUCUGUGAAUCCUUAUAUUGUGAAGCUGUCAAUUGUGGAUGAUGAGGCUCCGCUCAAUGGAAUGGGGCUUGUGAUUGCCCAGGCUUUAUCUGAGUAUAACAGGCAGUAUAAAGACAAGGAAGAAGAACACCAGAGCGGUUUUUUCUCUGCUUUAACAAACAUGGUGGGCAGCAUGUUCAUAGCAGAUGCCCAUGAGAAAAUAUCUGUACAAACCAAUGAGGCCAUUCUUCUGGCACUUUAUGAAGCUGUUCAUUUAAAUCGCAAUUUCAUCACAGUGUUAGCCCAGAGUCAUCCAGAAAUAGGCUUGGUGACGACCCCUGUCAGUCCUGCUCCAACAACCCCAGCCACACCUCUUGGGACCACACCACCCUCCUCUGAUGUUAUAAGUUCUGUGGAACUCCCACUGGAUGCAGAUGUACAGACUAGUAAUCUACUGAUAACCUUCUUAAAGUAUAGCUCAAUUGUCAUGCAGGACACCAAAGAUGAGCACCGGCUUCACAGUGGCAAACUCUGCUUGAUUAUUCUUACAUGUAUUGCAGAGGAUCAGUAUGCCAAUGCGUUUUUGCAUGAUGACAAUAUGAAUUUUCGAGUAAACUUACAUAGAAUGCCUAUGAGACACAGGAAGAAGGCAGCAGACAAGAAUCUUCCCUGCCGACCUUUAGUGUGUGCAGUGCUGGAUUUGAUGGUAGAGUUUAUUGUAACACACAUGAUGAAGGAGUUUCCUAUGGAUCUCUAUGUACGCUGCAUUCAAGUAGUACAUAAACUCCUUUGCUACCAGAAGAAGUGUAGAGUACGUCUUCAUUACACCUGGCGGGAACUCUGGUCAGCUCUGAUCAAUUUACUGAAGUUCCUUAUGUCAAAUGAGACUGUACUUUUGGCCAAACACAACAUUUUUACAUUAGCCCUUAUGAUUGUGAACCUAUUUAAUAUGUUUAUCACAUAUGGCGACACGUUCUUGCCUACCCCCAGCAGCUAUGAUGAACUCUACUAUGAGAUAAUCCGCAUGCAUCAGAGCUUUGACAACCUCUACUCCAUGGUCCUGAGACUUUCUACCAAUGCAGGCCAGUGGAAAGAAGCAGCUAGCAAGGUGACCCAUGCAUUGGUUAAUAUCAGAGCCAUCAUCAACCACUUUAACCCCAAAAUUGAGUCCUAUGCUGCUGUGAAUCACAUAUCCCAACUAUCAGAGGAACAGGUGCUGGAGGUAGUGCGAGCCAAUUAUGACACACUCACACUGAAGCUUCAGGAUGGCCUGGACCAAUAUGAGCGCUACUCGGAGCAGCACAAGGAGGCUGCCUUCUUCAAAGAGCUGGUUCGAUCCAUUAGCACCAAUGUCCGGAGAAACUUGGCCUUCCACACACUCAGCCAGGAGGCCCUGCUCAAGGAGUUCUCCACCAUCUCCUGA
Chrysochloris asiatica (Cape golden mole) is the source of this 2164-nucleotide messenger RNA. RefSeq names its product chromosome unknown open reading frame, human C10orf76 (gene ARMH3). NCBI's taxonomy places the organism in Eukaryota, Metazoa, Chordata, Mammalia, Afrosoricida, Chrysochloridae. Gene Ontology annotation, biological process: regulation of Golgi organization. The coding region runs from base 95 to 2164 and encodes 689 amino acids. The record is from RefSeq and is a predicted model, not a curated record. Gene Ontology annotation, cellular component: cytosol. The transcript is spliced from 26 exons.